This is a messenger RNA of Episyrphus balteatus (marmalade hoverfly), 7726 nucleotides long. RefSeq lists its product as uncharacterized. The coding region runs from base 4080 to 5645 and encodes 521 amino acids. NCBI's taxonomy places the organism in Eukaryota, Metazoa, Arthropoda, Insecta, Diptera, Syrphidae. The record is from RefSeq and is a predicted model, not a curated record. The transcript has 4 exons.
UAGUCUAAGAGCCGGCAGCACAUUUUGGCAGUUUUGAUAUAACCGAAAUUCGAGUGUGCACAUAUCUAGAUAUGCACCACAGUAUGUCAACGGAACAAGUCUGGCAGUGAUCUUUUUCAGCUUUCUCUUGCCAGACGCAUCCAAAGUGCAGCAAAAAAUCAAUUUUUGGCGUUUUGGUAUAACCGAAUAAAUGAUACACCAAAAAAUCAUAAAAAAUCCCCUGAUUUCGAAUCUGUGGGUACUGCAAGUUUCUUUUUCAGCUUUCCCCCCGCCAGACCGCUUUAAAGCAUUUUUAAGUGCAUUUUUCUAAUAAAAAACCCAAUUAUUUAUUUUCUGUUAGGUAUAACCGUAUGAUGGUAACAAAUUAAUAUUCUAUGUCUAUUCCAGGUCUAGAAAAUAUAAUUUUUAGCCAGCCUUCCCUCUGCUAGACGCAUCCAAAGUGCAGUCAAAAAUCAACUUUUGGCGUUUUUCUAGGUAUUACCCCAAAAAGUGAUACACCAAAAAAUCAUAAAAAAUCCCCUGAUUUCAAAAAUGUGGGUACCACAAGUUUUUUUCAGCUUUCCCCCCGCCAGACCGCUUUAAAGCAUUUUUAAGUGCAUUUUUCUAAUAAAAACCCCAAUUACUUCUUUUCUGUUAGGUAUAACCGUAUGAUGGGAACAAAUUAAUAUUCUAUGUCUAUUCUAGGUCUAGAAAAUAUAAGUUUGAGCCAGCUGUUUUUCAGCCUUCCCUCUGCCAGACGCAUCCAAAGUGCAGUCAAAAAUCAACUUUUGGCGUUUUGCUAGGUAUUACCCCAAUUAAUGAUACACCAAAAAAUCAUAAAAAAUCCCCUGAUUUCAAAAAUGUGGGUACCACAAGUUUUUUUUUCAGCUUUCCCCCCGCCAGACCGCUUUAAAGCAUUUUUAAGUGCAUUUUUCUAAUAAAAAACCCAAUUACUUAUUUCCUGUUAGGUAUAACCGUAUGAUGGUAACAAAUUAAUAUUCUAUGUCUAUUCCAGGUCUAGAAAAUGAAAGUUUAAGCCAGUUUCUUUUCAGCCUUCCCUCUGCCAGACGCCCUCAAAGGUAUCUCAAACAUAUUUUCUCAUUCAAAAAACACUUAGUUUUUGGUUUUUCUUUCUAAAAAAACCAAAUAACUUUUUUUUGUUAACAGCAACCAUAAGAUGAUCAAAUAUUAAUAUAAAUAUCUCCAUUGCUGGUUUAAAUGCGCAAAUUAUGCAAAAGCGCAUUUUUUUCUAAAUAUAUUAAGAAUCGCUUAUUUUUCACUUGCGAUUAUCUUUUUUUGUCAAAAAUUAGCAGUCCUUUAAGCAAUUAAUGGGCCUGUCAAUUAUAUUAUAUUGUUUUGAAAUAGCGUAUGUUUCAUUAGAAAAAGCGCUUGUGAAAAAAAAAGUGUGUUUGAGUUGUGUUUUGAAAAUACUUACCAUGAAUAUUAAAUGUUCUUUACCGUGUAAUAAUAUUGAAAUAAAAAAUCAAAAACCGAUUAUUUUGUUUACCGAAUUCACAUUAGAAAAAUGCCAUCAAAUACUUUCCUUACGAAAAUCUCGCAAAUAUAAAUUUUCGGAUUUCAACCUCCCAUCUUGUGUUGACAAUAUCAGUGGUUAUCACACUGGGUGUUAUAGACGAUUUACAGCAAUUUCAAAAAUUCAAUCCAAAGAUGAACCCAUUUAUGAGUCAUGUAAGUAUCAAACGUAUCUUCUCUAUGCCUCAAUAAACGGUUUUAUUUCUAUUAUUAUGUUAUGUUGUUAUGUAUUAUAAAGAUAAAGAGUAUUGGUUUCAUGCAAAGCAUUAGUUUCAAACAAUGCAGCUAUUGUUAUUUUUUAAACUCAACAGUCAAUACUUGAAUUAAUUAAAUGGGAUAAUUGUUCUUCAAAUAAAUGCAUUUUUUUUUUAGUUUCCUCGACUAAAUUUAGCAAUAAAGUUUAUUUUUAUAACUUGUAAUUUUUGUUUAAAUGAAUUUUAGGGUAUUGUACAACUUAUGAUUUUAUGUAUUUGCGUAUUGUGAAAUCUAUCAAUUUAGUCUUUCUGUUUUCUCUUGAAGCCAAUGCGGAUUUAUCAGAAGUUCUCCAAUCUUCAAACUCUGAAAGCACCUCAAUCGGUUUACGUGAAACAAAGAACGCAUCAACUAAAAAUUGUAUUUUUUGUAACCGCGUUUUAAAGUGUAUUAAACAAAACAAAAAAGAAAAUGUAAUAUCCGGACACAAAUCCACCUUGGAGCAUAUUAUUUGCAAUGCUACAUUGCUUAAAAACGAUGGCGUUUAUCAAAAAUUGAUAGAUUGUAGGAAAAAUGAGUGCAUAAGAUACCAUAAAACAUGUCUCGCCGUAUUUUCCCAAAAAGCAAAGAAUUUUGAAAAUAGUUCAAAGAUAUUAGGUUCCCGAAGUGCUCAUAAACUGGCGUUUGCAAGUGUUUGUGAUUUUAUUGAAGAUCAUUUAUUAAAUUUAAAAGAAGUUCAUUUAUUUGAAGACGUAGAUAUGUAUGAACAAAAGCUCUGUGAGAAUGAAAAGUCAUUGACUUUUUCUACAAAAUGGUUGAAGGAUAAAAUUCUUUCCUCUUACCAGGGAAAAAUAGUUAUUAAGAAAAUCAAAAAUCAAACCCUCAUCUUGGAUGCAAAUCUUGAGGACUAUCAAGAAAGUAUACUGAGCGACACUUUCACGUCAAUUAAACUGCAAUCGAUUUUAAGGUACCUACCUAUUUUAUCUGUGAUUUUAUAUCCCCAAAUUAAAUUAUUAAUCAAAUAUUUCUUUAGAAAUAUUGCUUACAAAGUAAGGAAAGAAAUAAUGGAACUAUAAACAACGACCUUGCCUGAACAUGUCUCUCUUAAAGCCAUUAUUGAUAAAAAAGUUAAGAUCCCUGAAAUGCUUGAAGAAUUUGUCGGAUGUCUUCUUACGGGCCCAGACCAACGUUAUGGAAAAAAUGAAGAAGUGAAAAGAAGAGUUACAUCACUCUGCAAUGACAUGAUUUACUCUGUAACAAGAGGUCUUGUUAAACCUGGAAAGCACAUUCAAUUAGGAAUGGCUAUGAAAAGUCUAACUAGCAGCAGAAAAGUUGUUGAGAUUUUGAAUAGGUUUGGGCAUUGUGUAAAUUACCACUUUGUCGAGGAGCUGGAAACCGAACUUGCGUUUUCAAGUGAUUACGACAACUCAAUUCUCCCACAGGGAAUGCUAAAAUCGAAAGAAGUUUGUACCGGUGUUGCAUUCGACAAUUAUGACCGAUUCGUAGAAACAAGUUCUGGAAAAAACACACUUCACGAUACAGUGGGAAUCGCCUAUCAAAUAAAUAUCCCUGUAUUAAGUACAACAACAGAAGCAGAAAAUACAUCUUCCACCAGCAAAAUUUCAAGAAAUAGACGUGCUUAUGAACCCUCAAAUACUGAAAUCGAACCAUAUUUUAAAAAACCUAAAUUGGUUAAAACACUUUCAAAUGUGUGUUCCUCGACAGACCUUUUUAAACCAUCCAUAUGGCAAGGCAACUUGAUUAUGUUUGGCUUGCAACUCUGUUUUCUGAUAGAUCAAAUACUCCAAUGUGGACUGGUUGGAAUUCUAGACAUGUCCAUGAAAAUCUGCCACUUCAAAAUGUAUUUUAUUUAUCACCCAUAAAUGCAUCACCAACUAGCCGAUCCGUUGUAUUAGAGACACUUAAAAAGUCUAUUCAAAUAGCAGAUGAGUGUGAUCAAAAAUAUAUUUUCGUUACCUAUGAUUUAGCAAUAGCCAAAAUAGCUUUUCAAAUUCAACAUGAAGAAUCGCCAAAUUAUGAUCGGGCUUUUAUUUUGCUAGGAAGUUUUCAUAUUGAAAUGGCUUUCAAUAAAGCCAUUGGAAAAUUUCUAGAUGGUUCAGGUGGCGAACUUGCUUUGGUUAACGCUGAAAUCCUUGCACAGGGCUCUUUGAACGCAUUUAUAUCAGGUACUCAUUACAAUAGAUGUAAACGAUUACAUGUGUUAUUAAGUGCAGCGGUACAGCUUCUUCAUUUCGAAGCUUUUGUGAAAGAGGAAAAUAUCUCCGGCGACGAGAUUGUAGCUGACCUAAAUCUUUUUGAAAUGAAUGGCGUUGGUGCAAACUUACCUGAAAAUCUUGCUUUAAUUAUUACAAAAUAUGCCAAGUAGGUACGUGAAAAAUACUUUGAUGGGACAUCAUGGUCCAACAGCUGCAUUUUGGAUGAGAUAUGUUGAUAUGAUCAACUUAAAAAAUGAUUUGUCUAGAAGCAUUAGAACGGGCGAUUUAAACUUGUACAUUUAUUGUUUGAAUGAAAUGGCUGCAUUUUUCUUUACGCUUAAUCACCAAAACUAUGCUCGUUGGACAAUUAAAGCCGCUCACGAUUUAACUAACAUGAAUAAAACUCAUCCGGAGUUAGUGGACCAUGUGAAACAGAGUGGUUUUGGUGUUAAAAGGACAGAAAAGUGUUUUUCAAUGUCCCCUGUGGAUUUGACACUGGAACAGACAAUAAAUGCCGACGCAGCGAAUAGAUUGACUGGUGUUUCAUCGUUCACUAACUCUAUAGGUGCAAGGCAAAAAUGGGCAAAGACGCAUACAGAUAGAACUGCAAAUAUUUCAUCUCUUUAUAACAUGUUGGGCCUUUUGCGCAAGGAUGAUGUAACGCGCGAUUUGAAGAAAGGAGAGAUACAAAAAUUUUCUGCAAAUCUAACAAAAUUGACAAACGAAAUAGAAAAUAGCUGUAACCCCUUUUCGGACACAACCCAGCAGGAAAACCAUAGGCUGUUUAACAUUUGCAGUGGAAAAUGUGUCUCUGAGGCCACCGAAGAGUUUCUAAUUAAUUUAAAGAGGGAACGAAAGAAAAAGAGGGAUAAUUUUAUUAAGGAGUGCCAAGCCGAUUCACAAAGAUUUGAAGCAACAAUUUCAAAAACGAAAAUUUUAAAUUUUGCUUCAAAUAACAAGGUAGCAAAAACUAUCGCUUGUGGAAAAGUUCGUGAGGUUAAAAUGGAGCGAAAUUUAAUCGGAAGGAUUUUUUUUUUAGCCUCACAGAACUCAACAGAUGUAAAAGAAAUUUUCAAAUAUCCACUGACACCAGUUCCUCAAUGCUUUGGACAUUUAGAUGGCUCCAUGAUUAAGACCCAAAAAUCUGUUCUCCUGAGACAUCUUGAGAAAAGCACAAUAAGCAUUGCUCCAAGCAAUGUUGAUGUCAUUCUUGUAGAUGGGUUCUAUCUGCUACAUACCUUAGGAGAAGUAUAUGCGUCUUACGCAGGGAUUGCAUCGCAAAUUUUGAAAAAAAUAUGUCGAAUGAGUGCAAAAGAAAUUCAUGUUGUUUUCGACAGAAUUAUUUCACCAUCCAUAAAAGAUAUUGAACGGGAUAGAAGAAACAGUUCAGAUGAUGAGGCAAUUUGUUCUGCGUUUAACAAAAAUGGAAGGCCCCCAGCAAAUUUAAAAAAAUGUCUGAGGAACAGUUCUUUCAAAAAAAGGUUAAAUGAAUGGCUAGUGCAAGAAUGGAGUGAAGAUGAAUACCACAAUAUUAUUGGUGAUAAAAAGUUGUAUGUUUCAUGUGAAACUAAGUGUUUUGUUUUUGAAGCUGUAAACGAAAAAAUUGUUCGUGAAGAUGUACAAGAGCUAGAAAGUUUACAAGAAGAGGCUGAUACUAGGUUGUUUCUCCAUUUGGCAUUUCUUCCCAGCGACUUGUCCGUUGUUAUUAGAACUAGAGAUGGGUAGUUCCAGAGCCAAAUAGUUCCUGGAACUAGUUCCUCACUCGGAACUAGUUCCACUCGUUCCACAAAAUUAAUUUAAACAGUUCCAUCGUUCCGACACAGCCACACACAAAAGAAAGAAAGAAAGAAAGAAAGAAAGAAAGAAGAAGAGGAACAAGAAACAAAACGAAAGCGAACAUGUCUCUGUUUGGAAUACACAAUACACACACGCAUGUCAAAGAAUUCUCAUCCAAAGCCAAUACACAUGGAUGCGUAAGAGCUAAGCGCCAAAAAUUCACAAACCAAAACCACAACUACACUCUUAUGAAUCAUGCUCACGGACAUGGAACUACAUUAAUAGUUCCAGUUCCAUGUCUUCCAUCAGGAAAAAAUAUUCAAUAUUAUACUAUUUCUUUUUUUGAUGCAUUUUCCUUAAAAAAAACUCAAAUUCUUGAUAGUUCCGCGGAACUAGUUCCAGGAACUAGUAGGUAGAUUAAGUUUGUGUCAACUGACAUAUUAAGUUUUUCUGGUCGCUUUAAACGGCCAUCAGGAAAAAAUAUUCAAUAUCAUACUAUUUCUUUUUUCGAUGCAUUUUCCUGAAAAAACUCAAAUUCUUGAUAGUUCCGCGAAACUAGUUCCAGGAACUAGUUCCGACCGAAAAAACAACCGUUCCAUGUUCGUUCCGGCUUUGGAACUGUUUUGCGCAUCUCUAAUUAGAACGUCUGACACAGAUGUACUAAUAAGUAAUAAUAGCACUCGGUUCCCUCCCUCUUUUGAAAAAUAACCCUAAAGUCUGGCUGGAAAUAGGAAAUAUAUCCAAUAACACACAAAGGUAUACCUACAUAUUAUUUAAUUUAAAAAAAGAAUAAUUUUAUACCAAAUUAACUUUUUGUAUAGAUUUAUUCAUAUAAAUGAAAUGUUAAAAAAUUUGGGAACUACGCUAUGUUCUGCUCUAGUUUUACUGGCUGUGAUUACACGCCAAGCUUUUUUAAAAAAGGAAAAAUACGGCCUUUUGAAAUUCUGAGAAGCUCAGUGGAAUUUCAACAAGCCUUUUCAAAUCUCGCAAAAUUUACACAAGUGAGUCAAACGGACAAACAAAUUUUAGAAGAAUUUGUUUGCAAAAUAUAUCAUACAAAUGCGGUCGAAGUAAAUGAAGCCCGGUAUGAAAUAUUUAGUCAAACGUGCAGGCCUACGCCUGAAAACAUUUUUAAAAAUAUUAAAAGUAUGUUUAAACUUAAUUUUAUUAGAAAUAAAGUUCCUUAGUAAAUGCUUGAACUAUUUAUCUACAGGUUUUGAAGGAAGUCUUUUGCCUCCAAGCAAAAGCGUGUUGUUCCAGCAAAUGAAGAGAACUAACUACGUGGCAAAUAUCUGGAGCAAUUCAAUCGAAAACAAUGGCGUGCAGAUGUCACCUUUGCACUGUGGCUGGGCAAUGGAAGGAGGAGCUAUCAUAAUAAAAUGGUUCGAAGGAGAUUUAGCCCCGUACAAUAUAGAGGAAAUUGUAAACGAAAGUGACGAAGUGUCGGAGAACGAAGAAGAGACUUCCAAUUAUUCUUCUGACUCUGACUCUGACGUUGAGUAUCUUUAAGUAUGUUGGAUGUGUUCAAAUAAACCAUAUAUAUGAAAACAUUGAUAGUAAUUUGUUUUUUAUUUUUAAUUUUUUUCAUAAAGUUUCCUCUUUGAAAGAAACUUGGUGCACUUUGCAUGCGUCUGGCAGAGGGAAGGCUGAAAAACAGCUGGCUCAAACUUAUAUUUUCUAGACCUAGAAUAGACAUAGAAUAUUAAUUUGUUACCAUCAUACGGUUAUACCUAACAGAAAAGAAGUAAUUGGGGUUUUUAUUAGAAAAAUGCAAUUAAAAAUGCUUUAAAGCGGUCUGGCGGGGGGAAAGCUGAAAAAAAACUUGUGGUACCCACAUUUUUGAAAUCAGGGGAUUUUUUAUGAUUUUUUGGUGUAUCAUUUUUUGGGGUAAUACCUAGAAAAACGCCAAAAGUUGAUUUUUGACUGCACUUUGGAUGCGUCUGGCAGAGGGAAGGCUGAAAAAUAGCUGGCUAAAAAUUAUAUUUUCUAGACCUGGAAUAGACAUAGAAUAUUAAUUUGUUACCAUCAUA